This is a messenger RNA of Limanda limanda (common dab), 6199 nucleotides long. RefSeq names its product ras homolog family member Ua (gene rhoua). Gene Ontology annotation, molecular function: GTPase activity; GTP binding. Gene Ontology annotation, biological process: small GTPase-mediated signal transduction. The transcript is spliced from 4 exons. NCBI's taxonomy places the organism in Eukaryota, Metazoa, Chordata, Actinopteri, Pleuronectiformes, Pleuronectidae. The record is from RefSeq and is a predicted model, not a curated record. Bases 279 to 1073 code for a protein of 264 amino acids.
AUGUGAGUGAACCAUGACGCUGCCUGUGCUCAGUGUGUUUGGGUCAGUGUGUGUCUGUGUGUGUUUGUGUCUGUGUGUGUUUGGGUUGUGAUGAAGUUUGAAUCUUUCUGGUUCAGCCAUGGAGACUAAACCGAAGCGGACACAAGUGACGACACAGUGUUGACAAGCGGCUCUGAGACCCGGGACAGAACGGACUUUAAUGGACGAUGUAAACCCUGGACCGUACCGGGACUGAAGCUCCUGCCUCCUGCGGUGAGUCGCCCUCCUCCCCGGGUCCGAUGCCUCCGCGGGGCGACGGGAGCUUCAAGCCGGUGUCCCCUGCUCCGCCCGUCCCGCCGAGGAGGGUCCGGAGCCGGGACAGGGGCUCCGGCAGGACGCGGCGCUCCGGGCCGGAGCCCGGGGCCGGGUCGGCGGCGGAGAGGCGGGUGAAGUGUGUGCUGGUGGGGGACGGAGCUGUGGGGAAGACCAGCCUGGUGGUCAGCUACACCACCAACGGGUACCCCACCGAGUAUGUGCCCACCGCCUUCGACAACUUCUCAGCGGUGGUGUCAGUGGAUGGGCAGCCAGUCAAACUACAACUGUGUGACACAGCUGGACAGGAGGAGUUUGAUAAGCUGCGUCCUCUGUGCUACACCAGUGCAGAUGUGUUCCUGCUGUGCUUCAGUGUUGUCAGUCCCGCCUCUUUCCAAAACGUUCCAGACAAGUGGGUCCCAGAGAUUCGCAGACACGCCCCGUUCGCUCCACUUGUUCUGGUUGGGACACAGUGUGACCUCCGAGAAGAUGUCAAGAUUCUCAUCGACCUGGCGAGGUAUCGGGAGCGGCCCAUUGAGCCAGCGGACGCCUGGGACUGUGCCAUGGAGAUCGGAGCGGUGGCCUACAUGGAGUGCUCCUCUUUGACCCAAAAAAACCUUAAAGAAGUGUUUGACACGGCCAUACUGGCCAGUCUGCAGAACUACAGCUCCCAGAAGCUCCCGAGAGGGAAACAAAAACGACAGAAAAAGCAAAGGCAGACGCCGGACAAGAUGAAGAGUCUGUCCAAGUCAUGGUGGAAAAGGUACUGUUGUGUGGCCUAGAGCAGACCUGUGAUCAGAUUUGCGUCUCGCUGACUCUGACUUUAUCCUGGUCUGGAUUCUGCUGAGUUGGGGGUCUACCCGGAUUCAGUCUGGGUUUCUCUGUAAUGGAGCCUGAUGUUGAGCAGGAUCUCGACUGGAGUGUGGCUGAGAACCAAAGUAAGACUGUCAUGCAUCUCAAAUGUUUUAGUUUUUCUUUGGAGAUUUUUGUAUUAUCAUGGAUGAGAUUUACUACUGAGCCCAGCCCGGUUCUAUAAGAGCCCAGAAAACCAAGCAGUGCUCCAGUGUCCCUGAAUGAACCAGGGAAUUUUGAGCUCUAAUAACCUGGUUUCAGCCUCAGUUUCUGAGGAGAAGUUGUUCAUCGCUCUCCUGAAAUUUAACUGGAAUGAAACAGGAGUUGUUGUCGGUGAUAAUGUUGUUGGGACAGUUUCAGAUUUGAGCAGGAGCAGAGACUUUGAUUUUCUGGUCGGGGUUUAACACAUGAAUUAGAAUGUUGUGUAGGUGGAAGGGAACUGGACUGUCUUCAGACUACAACUGUAAUUGUUGGUGACUUUAACAAAACUACAUUCACACUUAUCUUUAUAAUAGUUUCUAACUCCACAGUGGAGCAGACCUAAUUGUUUCAUCACUGAACAUGAUUUAUGUUAGAAGUUAGUCAACAAGUUUAGCCCAUGGUUAAUUUUAGAGCUUUUUUAUCACUGGGCUGAUUGUUUUCUAAUGAAAGAACCGUAUUUUAUUCAGCAGCUUAUAAUUUUAUCCUGGUCACAUGUGGUGCAGCCAGCAAACCUAAUCUGGAACCUGCACCCUGGUUAAUAUCUGACUCUGUUUUGGGAUCUAUUUAACGUCCCUCCAGAGUGAAGCCAGACUAAGUUUGGUCAAUGAAAAACGUUCUACCCUCUUAAGAAUAAAAAUGAUUUCUUUCGCCUGGAUCAAAAUCAACCCCUACAUAUCAUAACUCAAGCAAAAUAACCUAAACACAUAUCUUAGUAGUAGCAAAGGAUGCUGAACAAUGUCCAGACUGUCUGAAUAUAUGAUGAAAACACACGCACCACUGUAAAGGUUUUUAUCUUACAGACACAAUCCCGGAGUCAGGGACCUACUGCAGGGCUCCACUGGUAGCUGAGCCAGUUUAUCAUCCUCAUCUGUCUGACCUUGGCACUGAAAGAUUGUACAGUCUGAGAAAAUUGACUGGUACAAAUGUGGUUUUGUUCAACAUAAAUCUUUGUUGGUCCUCUCAGCCUGAAACUUGCAUCAGCAGACACCGGAAACUAAAAAUGAGUUUUAGGUAUUUGUUCUGCUUUGGUGCAUGUUUGACUUAUCUUACAAGAAGCUUGCGAAGCCUUAAGCAUGAGCACUUAGCACUAAUUCAACCAAGUGCUCUCUGCAUGUGUUCGAAUUUACAAAAUGGACUAAACACAGUUGUUUUUUUCUUUUCUUAGGCCUUCAAUGCAAUUGUUUGAAAGACUGUGAAAUUUCUACCAUGUACAUAUUUUGUGAAAUAUUUUUCUAAGUAGCUAUCAACUACAGUUUGAUUCAUCUUGUUCGUUGCUCUGCAUUUGCUCCAUUUACUCUAAAUCUGAUCCUCUGUAUUCAUUAGCGGGGAAGCCAUAGGUCAUUUCCACCACUCUGAGUCCAUGCUGCGUUCACGCCACAGAGACACCCAUUGUCCACCACGUGUCUGCUGUAUGCAGCACUGCAGCCUGUUCGCUCUCAAACAGAUUCACUUUAAUAUGUUGUUAGAGCAGAAACAAAAAGACAAACUAAAACACUAAAUGUGUAGUAAACCUCAGCUGCCACACCUUCCUUUGUACACUAACAUAAGAGCAGAUCCCCAGCAUUUAAAACUAUCUCUCCACAGUGCCUCCAUGUGAAUGGCUCUUUGUAUCUUAGAGUCACUGCAGCAGCAGGAAUGAAAGAGGUUUAAGUCCGACUGAAGCAGAUGUGCGUUGGUUCAGCAGUGUAAUCACUGUGGAGCCCCUAGUCCUGAAAUAUUAUUUUUAUUCGUGUGUGCACAACAUAAUAAACUUGCAUGUGCACACAGGGAAAAAAUAUUUUUGCCUUUUACGACUUUAAGGAGUCUGUAGUAUAUAUAUUGAUCAGACAAAAACACAAAAAAGUAUGUUCAAGCUUAGAUUUCUGAACUCCUUUUUUAACCUGUUUGACUGGUAAGACAACGUUUCUGAGACUGCUGUAAUGUUUCUAUGAUGAAAUAUAUGUUCGCCCAAAGCUAAAGUCCUAUUAUACCUGAGCUACCAGUAAUCUUAUUUCGGGUGAGAGGAGUGUGAAAGUGGAGCAGUUUUAAACCUAAAGCUAAACUUGCUCCAUCUUUUAAAGUGGUUUAAAGUUAGUUUCUCUAUUGGUGUGAAGUGGAGUGAGCUGUCGUGUGCCUUGAAAUCAUUAUAAUAAUUAUUUUGAACGCAACUCUACUAAGGAGUACUUGUUAAGAGGUUAGUUUAAAUAAAUCCCAACAAACUGAGAUUGAAAUUGAAUGGAUUUUUCAGGUGUUUUCAGUGAGGUUCGUACACCCAAACUGGAUUUUCACAGCUUAUUCCAGAUUGUUUUCACCCUCUACCAAGUCUCAAACAACUAAAGCCGUAUGUUGGCACCAAAAUACGGUUUCGAAAAGAUUAUCCGCCAGAGACGUCCUCAUGUAACCCAAACUGAUCUUGUAGCAGCAUUGACAGUGUUGCCCUUCAAGACAAAUCUGUGAAACCAAUCAGUUUGAAACGUUAUCCUUGUGUUGCAUUCAGGUGUUCUCUGUAACACUGGGACUCCUGAUUUUUGGACCGUGCUUCACUGGAGCUCUGUGGUUGUUUUCUGUCGAGGAUGCUACCGCUGCGACUGAAAGGGCUCACUGUGCCCAUGUUUGACUUCAUGAUAGCAAAUGUAUUGUUGCUUAUUGGGGGGGAGAGGCAUAAUAAGUUGCUUGUCUCUGUUUGUCUGCAGUCUUAGUUGAUGGUGGAUUUAAUUUGGCCAAAGGUCACGCAGAUCUUUGUGAUCGCCCACGUUUCCUCUGUCAGGUUUUAUCUGUCUUUUUCACAGUUUUUUUCCUCAUCACAUUGGAUUUUGUUUGCAUGCAGCACGAGAUCCAGGCCUGCAUUCACACUGAGAACAUUAUAAAACUGGGUCAAUUAAUUCCUGUUUAAAUACAUCAAAACGGCAUGAGUGACUUUUUGGUAUGUUGCUAUUUAAUUAAUCAACAAUAGCUUGCAUGUGUCUGACAAGGAUUUCAGACAUAAUGUGUCUUUGUUUAGGUUCUUCUCUAAUUAUCCAGUCUACAACACCUAAACACAGAAAUUAGCUUUAUCUUUUAUCUUGUAAAACGACUCAUCCUCUCAGAACCACACACUGGCCUUGACUGACGUUUUUGGAGUAAUGUUACGUGGUGAGUAGUUUAACAGUAACGCAAAUAGAUGAGAUUCAUAGAUACAGCAAACUGACUCAGUAACGUUUCUAACUGAAGUAAACAAAAGGAGACUGGUCGUUUCAGAGCGACUAAGGCCCCAGCAGCGAAACCCCUGAAUGUGUUGAAUUGAACAGAGAUGCAUGUUUCUGCUUAAAGAUUCAUUAUUUUCAUGUAUAGGACUGAUGAGGUUGUGUUAUUCCUUCUUAAAAAACAGAAUUUCCUGGUUGAUGCUCAGCAGUGUGUGUCCUGUAUGACGAUGUAUGGCCCUGGAAUGUAGAACAGACAGGUCUCUGAAAGUGAACUGUCCUGUGUUAUAUGGAGACAUGAUGGUGACUGAGAAAUGUGGAGACAGAGUAUUGUGCUGCAAAGCUGGUGUUUUGCUGAAAGUGAGAUAGAAAUGUCAUUGUGUGUUUGGGACAAUGUCGGUUGCUCUGAUUGCCAUUAAGAAAUGUGUAUAUAUAAUGACGAUGGCUGGCUUCAGUUUGUGUGAUUUAUUAUUGUUGGGGCAGGAUUUCAAUCUGCACAAAAGUACAAAUUACAAGUUUACUGAUAAUUAAAUCAAUGAUCACAUUGUGAUGAAAGUUGGUGCAGGUUUGCCUUUGUGCUACUUACCGUAGUGCUGAAAUCCUGUGAGUGUGGAGCCUUGAGAUAGGGUUCAAUUUUUAUUUGCUUCAGUGAUUAUAAAUGUGAGUAUGCAAAUUAUAAAUGUGAGUAUGCAAAUGAAUGGCACUUACAACUUUUGGAAUAUUUCCAAUAGACCCCUCCAUCGGCAGCCUUGAGAUGGCAGCUACAAUGUAAUCUUAUGGGAAAACUGCGGCAUUCCAUGAAAUGUCAUCUAAACUGGUAUUUUUUCACCAAUAAAGGCUCAAAUGUCAUUUUGCUAUUGGCAUAGGUUCACAGCACUCAUAACUACACCACCAGUUUCCAGAGAAAGCGGUGCAGCAUCUCGUUGACCCUCCUAUGCUCUCUCUCUUUUUGUGGACUGUCUCAGUUGCCCCAUACGAUUACAUUGUAGCCAUUGUUGCUGAGUCACAGCGUGUUAUGGUGAAGAUCUACUAGACCAAUUCCAAACGUUUUUGUAAGUACAAUUUAUUCACACGCCCACUUAGGGCCCUGGUUGAAAAAUACUAUUAUUCCCUGAGAAGACAGCUCAUCCAGAUGUUCAUGAUCAAAUUGAGAGGUUUUCUGUUUGUGAAUGUUGUUUCUUUUCUUACAGCAAAUCCUUUAUCGCUCUUUAUCUAAUAUGGCAGUUACACCAAAUUUAAAGCCAGAUGAAUUGACAUUUUAUUGUACAAAACACAACAAAAUUAAGAGUGCUGUUCCUGGUUAGUGGAUUAACAUCACUAAAUACCCACACCUCUUUAUUGUUGAUUGCACAUGAACAUAUAGCCCAGAGUUUAAUCAAGCAGAGACAACCUGGGGAAAUUAACAAAAUAGUUAAUUCUUGAGAUUUAAUUAUUUUCUCACUGAGGUUGAUAGCCCCAGAAACACAGCUGAGCUCACUCACAUGGAACACCAGCUGAGAACUUCUCUUAGCAAACCAACGCUAUCGUUCUGUAUAAACCGUGGCUGAUUUUUCCAGCGAAUGAAAACAUGGUAACAGAUAAUACGCUGCUGCAAUCUGUUCACAUCAAAUUCUCUGUUGAACUGAGGAUGUCAGACAAAGGAAGAUGUGUUUGUACAAACGUUUUAUACCAUGAGAAAUAAAGAAUAUCUGAUUUAA